Malania oleifera is the source of this 1117-nucleotide messenger RNA. RefSeq names its product germin-like protein 5-1. The transcript is spliced from 2 exons. The coding region runs from base 296 to 940 and encodes 214 amino acids. Gene Ontology annotation, biological process: regulation of root development; plasmodesmata-mediated intercellular transport. The record is from RefSeq and is a predicted model, not a curated record. Gene Ontology annotation, molecular function: manganese ion binding. Gene Ontology annotation, cellular component: plasmodesma; cell wall. NCBI's taxonomy places the organism in Eukaryota, Viridiplantae, Streptophyta, Magnoliopsida, Santalales, Ximeniaceae.
AAAUGAAAUCGUAAAAAAGAAUGCACACCCGUCUCCUCCCUUAUAAAUAGGAGACCAACAUUUUUUUCUCUCCACCAUCCCCUCAAUGUGGAAAAAGUUUGAAAGACCCACACCACCAUCCCCAACCCCACCUUCUCUCUGGUCAUCUCGUCCUGUCUGUCUGCCUUCUCUUUUCCCUUUUCCCUUUUAAUUUAAUUUCAUUCAAUUCAUCAUCAUUUUCCUCCUAUAAUUUUUUAUACAAUAUAUUCCAACUUAAACACUAAUUUCAAUCCGUCCAUCGACCUCCGUUUCACCCAUGGCGGCUGCUGCUGUUCCUCUCCUCCUGAUGGCAUUCGCCGCCCUCUCUGCCGCCGAUCCCGACCUCCUUCAAGACCUCUGCGUCGCCGAUCUCUCCUCCGGAGUGAAGCUGAACGGAUUCCCCUGCAAAAGCAGCAACAUAAGCGCAGAGGACUUCUUCUUCGGGGGUCUGGCCAAACCUGGCGCCACAAACAACACCAUGGGAUCUGUGGUGACCCCAGCCAACGUCCAGAAAAUCCCAGGCCUCAACACCUUGGGCGUCUCCUUCUCCCGCAUCGACUUCGCCCCCGGCGGCCUCAACCCACCCCACACCCACCCCCGCGCCACCGAGAUCAUCUUCGUCCUCACUGGCCAGCUCGACGUCGGCUUCAUCAACACCUCCAACGCCCUCUUCUCCAAGACCAUCAGCCAAGGCGAUGUCUUCGUCUUCCCCAAGGGUCUCCUCCAUUUCCAGAAGAACAACGGCGACAAACCCGCCGCCGUCAUUUCCGCCUUCAACAGCCAGCUGCCGGGCACCCAGGCCCUCGCCGCCGCCCUCUUCGCUGCGGCGCCGCCCGUGCCGGACAAUGUCUUGACCAAGGCCUUUCAGGUGGGGACUAAGGAGGUGGAGAAGAUCAAGUCGAGGCUUGCACCCAAGAAGUAAUUAAUUAAUUAUAUUAUUAUGAUUUCAUUCUGCAUUCACAUUUUAACUACACUCCGCGCGCCCUUGUCUUCUCGUCUGUUCCUCGCUUUAUAUAUAUAUAUAUAUAUAUAUAUAUAUAUUUUAAAUUUUUUUGGUUGGUUUUUCAAUAAAGUGGUGAUGACGUAAAGGAUUGAUUAA